AUGGUUUAUGGAGAUUGUGAUACCGCCCACUGCUUGGAAAGUCAUCUUGGUGUCGACAGAACAAGGGCUGAAAUUUUAGUGAGGUUUUAUCGGGAAAAUGUGGGUAAAGACACGAAAGAGUUCGUUUUCCCUUGUGAUCGGUGUCAAAAAGUGGACCCUGUUCGCAAAAUUAAUGUUGGAGAGUUUCAUCCUGUUCCUGUGCCAAAUGAAGUGAUGGACCAAACUGGUGUCGAUAUCACCAAUUUGCCGAAAACAGAUGAUGGUUAUUGUUGUUGCAAUGGAUUACUUUUCCAAAUGGCUAAAGGCUCGAAAGAUCACACAGCGGAAAGUGUUGGAAAGUUUCUCUUUGAGGAUGUUAUUUGUCAGCAUGGCUGUAUAAAAAUUCAGAUAAAAGACCAAAGAUGA
Octopus bimaculoides (California two-spot octopus) is the source of this 405-nucleotide messenger RNA. RefSeq lists its product as uncharacterized. Lineage: Eukaryota; Metazoa; Mollusca; Cephalopoda; Octopoda; Octopodidae. The record is from RefSeq and is a predicted model, not a curated record.